AUGUCAGACACAGAAUCGUCCUCCAAAGACACAGGUUCGUCCUGCACAGAAGCGAAUAAGCGGAAAUGUUCCACAAGCCGUGAGGUGGCCAGCAAGAACAAGAAGACGGAGUUGCCUACGUUCUCUGAUGGAAAAUCCCUCGUCACCUUCAUCGUGGGCCCAGACCCAAACCCUACGGAGUUCUUGAUUCACAAGGAAAUCAUUUGCCAUUAUUCAGAGGUACUUGCCACGGCCUUCAACAGUGCUUUCAAGGAAGGACAGACCCAGACGUAUCGAGUUGAGGACACCACAGAACGAGCAUUCAGACUCUUAAUGCAGUGGCUUUACUCGCAGAAACUCACACUCAUCCAGCUUCAGCCAGAUUACUGCUUUGAUGAAGCCGAAGGAGCGGAGACUGAGCUCGAAGAUUCAGAGGACAUGAGUUUAGUUGAGGUUUGGGUCAUUGCGGACAAAUUUGGAAUACCAUCUCUACAGAAUGCUGCUUUGCAGGCGAUACAAACUAUCUUCGAGAUGUCCUAUUCUCUCAUUCCCAGUCAUACCUUUCACUACGUUUUCGACAACACGUCGGAAGUUAGUCCGCUCCGCGAUUACAUGGUUGCCACUUGCGUUCAAUACGCAAUGCCAGCACAUCUGGACAAUGAAUUCAAAGGUGAUUUUCCACGUGGGUUACUACUCGAGCUGUCUCGGAUCUUCUUGAAAGGCAGCGAGCAUUGCGAACCGGAAGAGCUUGAUGUGUCGAAAUUCUUCGUCCAGUGA
Molecule: messenger RNA, 756 nt
Organism: Cadophora gregata
Lineage: Eukaryota; Fungi; Ascomycota; Leotiomycetes; Helotiales; Ploettnerulaceae
Exons: 2
Coding region: 1-756 (251 amino acids)
Molecular function (GO): protein binding
Source: RefSeq, a predicted model, not a curated record